AGAAGUUUAGUUUCCUUUCAAAGAAGCUUUGAUGGCAUUCACCAUGAGUUUGACCUCUUCAAGCCUCAUGAACCUCAGCCUAACCCCAAGAAUUACAGUCUCACCAGGGAGGUGCAGAGCAAUCAAUUCGAGAUCCUCACUUGGGUAUCUUAGUAUCCGAGCGGUACAAGACAAUCAGGGACCAAGGAGGCUGGUUGAUAUAAUCCGGUUUGUGCCUGAGCUCUCAAGGAACUAUUUUAGAAGUCCAUCUCGCAGGGCAUUGUUUGGUGGGAUCUCCUUACUUGGUGGGUUUUAUGUAGCACAGACCAUCUCUCUCUCAUUUGGGGCUUUAGGAGUGAACGAUGUGAUUGCUGCUGUGCUUUGUGUUUUACUUACAGAGUAUGCAACUAGGUUCUAUUACAGCCGGCCGAAGGUAACUUUUCCCCUUGCCCUCCUGAACAAUUUUAAGAUGGGUUUUACCUAUGGCCUCUUCAUAGAUGCCUUUAAGCUUGCUAGUUGAGUCAAAAAUCAUCAACAAACAAUAUCAGUUAUCUAUCUCCCUUAUCUGAAAACGCACAGAGAGAGAGAAUUUAUCCUGAUUAAUGACUUCACUAAUCAAGUGGAUUUGAUCUCUUGGACGCCCAAAUAUCCUGGCCCUGUCCUUAUGGUUCUAUCCUAUCGAAUAGAAAACUUUCUAUUUGAUUCCUUUCUGCAUUUAAUCUUACAUUUCAAUCCAAUACAUUCUAUUUCUGCACCUUCCAUAUCUCUCUUUCAUGGUUCUUGGUUCUUCAUAAAUUACUUAUAAAGAUGAUCUCAAUAGCUGGCACACAGAUUUCUUUGUUCUCUUAUUUGA
Telopea speciosissima is the source of this 832-nucleotide messenger RNA. RefSeq lists its product as uncharacterized. The transcript is spliced from 2 exons. The record is from RefSeq and is a predicted model, not a curated record. The coding region runs from base 32 to 499 and encodes 155 amino acids. Lineage: Eukaryota; Viridiplantae; Streptophyta; Magnoliopsida; Proteales; Proteaceae.